This is a messenger RNA of Aspergillus chevalieri, 720 nucleotides long. RefSeq lists its product as uncharacterized. The record is from RefSeq and is a predicted model, not a curated record. Bases 1 to 720 code for a protein of 239 amino acids. Lineage: Eukaryota; Fungi; Ascomycota; Eurotiomycetes; Eurotiales; Aspergillaceae. The transcript is spliced from 2 exons.
AUGCUGAUCUCGUAUGCGUCCGUCGAAGUCGAGUAUCGGUUUGAGGUACACAAAACCGCCAUAAAUGCAGCCCGCAGCAGCUCCGUCUCCCACAUAUUCUACUCCUCCCUUGCCUUCGCUGGAAACCUCUCACCCACCAGUGUCGCAAGCGUUAUGGGCACGCAUCUACUCACAGAGCAAUACCUAUCCUCCCUCCCUGCUCAAGGGCCGGCUACAUACACAGCUAUCCGCGAGGGCCUGUAUAGCGAGCCAUUCCCGGUCUACACAGCGUGGUUCGAUAUCCAUAACCCUGUGGAGGAGAUUACGACCCCGCAUUCCGGGGAUGGGCCGGGGAUACGGUGGGCGAAGACUGAUGAACUUGGAGAGGCUACUGCGAAGAUGAUUGUUUCCUACGUGCAGAGUUCAGGAGACUUUCUGUGGCUGAAUAAAGCUGUAUUGCUAUCGGGACCACAGGUGUUGUCGUUGAAAGAGACGGCUGAUAUUCUUGGGAGGGUUACUAGGAAGGACGUGAGGAUCAAGGAGAUUUCAGCAAUUGAGUAUGCGGAGUUGCCAUUCAAGGAUAAGUAUUGGUAUCGUGGGGUAAAUCUGUUGAACGAUUAUACGUUGUGCUGGGAGGCGUUUAGACGAAGGGAAACGGCAGUGGUGUCGCCUUUACUGGGGGAGAUAUUGGGGAAGGAGCCGGGGGAUUUUGAGACGACUGUUAGAGGGUUGCUGCAUUAG